This is a messenger RNA of Amphimedon queenslandica, 1463 nucleotides long. RefSeq names its product G-protein coupled receptor 98-like. The record is from RefSeq and is a predicted model, not a curated record. Gene Ontology annotation, molecular function: adenylate cyclase inhibitor activity; G-protein alpha-subunit binding; G protein-coupled receptor activity. Gene Ontology annotation, cellular component: cytoplasm; membrane. Gene Ontology annotation, biological process: negative regulation of adenylate cyclase activity; cell communication; cellular response to calcium ion. The transcript is spliced from 9 exons. Lineage: Eukaryota; Metazoa; Porifera; Demospongiae; Haplosclerida; Niphatidae. The annotation marks the transcript as partial.
ACCUCAGUUGAUAUUGUAACAACUGUUAUUGAUGAUAACAUACCUGAAGUACAGGAGCCCUACUACCUAACGUUAGUAGCUACACGGAUCCUCUCCUCUGGUGUGGGUGAAGCCAUACUGGAUGCUAAUGGAAAUGUUGCCAUUAUAACCAUAAGGGCCAGUGAUGAUCCUUAUGGUGUGGUAGAGAUACUAUCAUCAUCACAACCUAUUGAGGAAAAUGAGUCUGACCAACCAACUGUUACUGUACUGAGGAACUUUGGAUCAUUAGGCCGGAUUGUGAUCACAUACCAAGCUGUCUCUUCAUCAUCCAUUAUUACACUGUUACCUGAUCAAACAUUAGCUACUCCUGGAGAUGAUUUUGAUAACUCUACUAUGACAGUAAUAAUGGAGGAAAAUGAAGCAUCAGCAACAAUUAUAAUUCCAGUAAUUGAUGAUGAUAUCCCAGAGUUGUCUGAGGUGUUUGCUAUUCAGUUGCUAUCAGCUUAUCUUGAGUCAGACCCAUCAGUAUCAGUUCCACUCAAUCCUAACAGCACACUAGCACUGAUCACUAUAAACCCCAAUGAUAAUCCAAGUGGAAUGUUCCAGUUUACAAUGAAUGAAUUGACAGUAUCAGAAGAUGCUGGUAUCAUUGAUAUAGAAGUGGUUCGUACAGGUGGAUUGUUUGGAUCAGUUACUGUAAUGUUUCAAACUGUUGGAGACUUAAAUGACUUUACUCUCAUAAAUACGAGCAUUGUGUUUGCUAAUGGAGAGAGCAGUAAAGUUGCUAAAUUGAACAUUAUUAAUGACAAUAUGCCAGAGUUGGAUGAGUCAUUUGAUGUACAAAUAUUUAGUGUCAGUAAUGAAGGAACAAUAGGAAACAACAAUUCAUUAACUGUUACUAUUAGUGCUAAUGAUGAUCCUAAUGGAAGGUUUGGAUUCUCACCCUCUUCUCUCUCAGUGUCAGUUGAGGAAGCUGGAGCUGUAGUUAAUGAUGACAAUAUUGCUGAGUUAACUGUUAUAAGAGAGGGUGGUACCUUUGGUACUAUUACUGUACCAUACAUGAUUGAAACAGCAGGAGCUAAUGACCUCACUCCUACUAGUGGACUGCUAGUAUUUCAAGAACAUGAAACUCAACAAGUUAUAAGGAUAACUGCAGUAGCUGAUACAGAGCCUGAAAUUGAUGAGACCUAUUCUAUCUUCCUUGAGACACCGAUCAGUCCAAUUGCAAACGGUAGCAGUCUUAUUGAUGACGAGUCGGUUGCCAUGAUAACAAUUCCAGCCAAUCAGAAUCCUUAUGGCACAUUUGAACUUUAUGCACCAAACAGUCUCUCAUCUCUGUCUGUUGAAGAGGAUGUUGGUACAGUGAGAUUGGAGCUAAGGAGAACCACUCCUUCAUUCAAUGACAUAAUAGUUCACAUAGCAACACUUAGUGAUAGCAGUAUGAUGACUAAUGACACUAACGGAACUAUUGACUAUACACCUGU